GCGGCGGACAUCGGAGAUGAGCUGAGGAGAUCUGGACAGGUGAAAAUAAAAUCCCAACGGAGUGGUUGAGUUGUGUCAUUUUUGGCAGCCAUGGAGUUGGAUAAGCCAUCAGUUUGGGGGUCUCUGAAACAAAAGACUCGUCCUAUAUUUCAGAAUUUAUCAGUCAUGCGUACCAAGAGAAGCUCACGUAAAAUCUUAGGCAUCCAGAAAAGGCACCUUCUUACUGAUCGGAUGAGCGUCUCUGUGCCUGAUAUGAUGGAUAUUGGAUGUACCAUUGAAGAAGAGAUGGAUUAUACAGAUUGCACCAUUGAAUCUACCUCAAUUUCAAACAGCCAUUCAUCUCCAGUAAUGUCACACAGCCGACAGAGGGAGUACAUUAGACAUUCUAAAGAAAGGAGUAGCUGGGUUCACGAAAACAGGGUCCAUUUGGAAAUUACAGUUACAGAGGCUGAUGAUCCUAAAUGUUCAGAUUCAGAAACCAAAGAGGAGGAGCUGAAGGAUUAUGACAAAUAUGAAGAUAAGAGUAUCUUGGAUUUGCUGCACAAGGAAGUCAUGUCUGACAACUUGAGUGAUCGGAAAUCAGAGGAUGGCUCAGGAAACAUUGACUUGAACUCUUCAAUAUCAUCACAACAUUCGGAAGAGUUUAAUGGCCUUGAAAGCUACGACAGCCUGAGUCUUUCAAGCCUAAUAUCAUAUCUUCUGACCAUCCAUCUGAGAGAGGGCAGACAUCUUGUCAUCAGGGAUCGCUCAGGUACCAGUGAUCCUUAUGUGAAGUUCAAGCUAAACAAGAAGACCUUGUAUAAAAGCAAAGUUGUCUAUAAGAACCUGAAUCCUGUGUGGGAUGAAGUUUUCGUAUUGCCUAUCCAGAAUCUUGAUCAAAAGCUGCAGAUUAAGGUUUAUGAUCGAGAUUUCACAACUGAUGACUUUAUGGGAUCUGCUUUCCUAGAUCUCCAAGAGCUUGAACUAAACAAAACUGCUGAAAAAGUGUUCCGGCUCGAAGAUCCCAAUAGCCUCGAGGAAGACAUGGGAGUGGUUGUGGCAGAUGUCAGUCUGUCCAUCAGGAUAAGAGAUGCAAAAAAUAAUCAGAGGUGGUCAUCACGAAGAAGACUGGGUGCUUCCAAGGCAACCUCUAUGCAGUCCCUGCAGUUGUCAGAGUCCCUGAGAAAGAACCAACUCUGGAAUGGAACAGUUAGCAUUACUUUAUUGGAAGGAAUUAACCUGCCUGAUGGAAGCACCGAUUCUUUUGUAAGGUUCAGGCUCGGAGAUCAGAAGUACAGAAGCAAGACCCUGUGUAAGAGUGGAAAUCCUCAGUGGAGGGAACGCUUUGAUUUUCACUACUUCUCUGACAGGAUGGGAAUUUUGGAGAUUGAAGUGUGGGGACAAGAUAGCCGCAAACAUGAGGAGCUGCUGGGCUUGUGUAAAGUGGAUAUUGCUGCAUUGCCCAGUGAGCAAAUCAAUCGCCUGGAAGUGCCCCUGGAGCAGAACCAGGGCUCUAUACACAUGAUGUUAACUCUUACACCCUGCUCAGGAGUCUCAAUUUCUGACCUUUGUGUUUGUCCGCUGGCGGACCCAGGAGAAAGGGAGCAGAUUAUGGAAAAAUAUUGCUUGAAAAACUCAUUACAGAACUUGAAAGAUAUUGGUUUCCUGCAAGUUAAAGUACUUAAAGCAGAGGAUCUCCUAGCUGCAGACUUUUCAGGUAAAAGUGAUCCAUUCUGUGUCCUGGAACUGGGAAAUGAUCGACUUCAGACGCACACGGUCUACAAAAAUCUCAACCCUGAAUGGAAUAAAGUGUAUACGUUUCCUAUCAAGGAUCUUCAUGACACACUAGAGGUGACAGUUUUUGAUGAAGAUGGAGAUAAAGUUCCUGAUUUUCUUGGGAAAGUUGUGAUCCCUUUACUCUCUGUUAAGGAUGGACAACAGAUUGCUUACAUGUUAAAAAACAAAGACUUAUCCACUGCCUCCAAAGGAGCGAUCUAUUUAGAAAUCGAUCUGAUAUUUAAUCCAGUCAGAGCGGGUAUUAGGACAUUUAACCCAAAAGAGAAGCGCUUUUUGGAAGAAAACACCAAGUUAUCAAAAAAGAUCUUAUCGAGGAAUGUUUACCGUGUCAAAAAGAUCACUAUGGCAAUCUGGAACACAAUGCGUUUCAUAAAGAGCUGCUUUCAGUGGGAGUCUACAAAAAGAAGUGUAAUAGCGUUCUUGCUAUUUGUGCUAACACUAUGGAAUCUGGAGCUUUACAUGAUACCUCUGUUUCUGCUGCUUCUUUUUGCUUACAACUUUACCAUGAUCACAACGGGGAAGGUCAGCGCCCAGAACAAUCUGGAUGGAAUGGAUAUUGGUGAAGACGAUGAAGAAGAUGAAAAAGAGUCUGAGAGAAAGAGCAUCAGGGACAGAAUUCAGAUGGUACAAGACGUUGUCAUCACAGUUCAGAAUAUUUUAGAAGAGAUUGCGUGCUUUGGAGAGCGAAUCAAGAACACAUUCAACUGGAGUGUUCCAUUCCUGUCACUUCUUGCGUGCUUCAUACUUCUUGUUGCAACAACUAUUUUGUAUUUCAUACCUUUAAGGUACAUCAUUCUGAUAUGGGGCAUCAAUAAAUUUACAAAGAAGCUUCGGAACCCAUAUGCCAUUGAAAAUAAUGAGUUUUUGGAUUUUCUCUCCAGGGUACCAUCUGAUGUUCAAAAGGUGCAGUAUGCUGAAUUAAAACCAUGCAGCAACCAAGGUGCCCUUAGGAAGAAGCGAAGUGGCUUGUAACCGAGUCCAUUAUCUGAGAUCUCAAGAUAACAUCAUGCACUAACUCAUCACAGCCAGAACUGUGCUCAAUCUAGGGGUGCUGGUUACCCCCAAAUGUUUUUUGUUCAUAUUUCUCACUAACCAACUAGGCUUUCUGACUGGCUUCAGAGAAGUCUACUUUAUAUACCAAUGAUUUGCCAGCGUGGAUCAGGAAUGAAGAUCUAAAAUUAGAAGAAAGAAAAUGUAACAAUGUUAUGUCUUUUUAUGAAUGUUUUGGUAAAGGGUAUUUUUGAUUUUUUUUUUCUUCUGGUGGGGGCAAAAAAAUGACUGUUUGACAAAGGCCUUAACAUUUUCAUGUGAAGGAACCUGCCAUGUGUCUACCCAUUGUGCCAAGUUUCUCAGUUUCUGAUUUUGUGAUCAGUGAAUACAAGAUAGAAACAUUUCUUUCACUGUUUGAUGUCAUAUUUGUUAGUAA
This is a messenger RNA of Nanorana parkeri, 3202 nucleotides long. It is a transcript of the gene MCTP2, whose product is annotated as multiple C2 and transmembrane domain containing 2. The record is from RefSeq and is a predicted model, not a curated record. Bases 91 to 2748 code for a protein of 885 amino acids. Gene Ontology annotation, cellular component: synaptic vesicle membrane. NCBI's taxonomy places the organism in Eukaryota, Metazoa, Chordata, Amphibia, Anura, Dicroglossidae. The transcript is spliced from 24 exons. Gene Ontology annotation, molecular function: calcium ion binding. Gene Ontology annotation, biological process: regulation of neurotransmitter secretion.